CCUGCUGCACGCACACACACACACACACACAUCAAGUUUGACGGGUUAGAAGAUCGAGCUUAAUUUUAGAAAAGGAAAGUUUUCUCGUAGCUUGAAACAUUUUAAUGCGUUGGCAUUCAUAGAAAAGAGGCAGCUGCAACAUAUUUUUUAUUAGGAAUAAUGAGCAAACUCUUUGUUUUUUGUGGAUAGCUUUAAACAGCGAUGCUAAGCAACAUCGGCGUGCAGCGACAACACUUCCUGCUUCCAAGACAGAUACAAAUCACUUGAGCUGCUGUGGCCGUGGAGGGAAACCUACCUCAGGUGUGCAAAAAUGAAGGCACUCAGAAACAUCGGGAUCAAUCCUGCAGCUCUGGCCUAUGCCAUGACCACACUGGGAGCAAGCAUGAUAAACAAUAUAUUCAGCUUCUACUAUGUCAAACUCUUCCUCAACAAGUACCAAAUCUCAGAGGGAGCUUUCCACCAAUCACAAGUGGUGUACAUGGUGUGGAAUGCUUUCAAUGACCCUCUCUUCGGAUACCUGCAAGAUAAUUCCAAAGUGCCUUGCUGCUCUCAGCGACGUCUGUCCAUCCUAUACGGGGCUCCCUUCUACUCACUGGCGUUUCUUAUAGCCUGGUUCCCAUGGCGGACCUACACCCCUGGGGACUGGAUGAGUGGCCUACAUUUGAUGGUGGCACUGUGUGCUUUUGAUGGCAUGCUGACUUUUGUGCUGUUGGCACAAUGUGCACUAUUCGCAGAGAUUUCCAGCAACCAUUACAACCGACUAAGACUAAUAAAGUACAGCCAGGUGGCAUCUCUUAUUGGUUCCUCCAGUGUCCUUUUCUGUGGUGUGCUGUCCAAUAACAUGGAGGACUUUGGAUCCUUCCAAGCCUUCACAGUGCUAAUUGCUGUCCUAAGCUGCGUCUGCAUGCUCUACACGGGCUUCCACAGUGACAGCCGCUAUGACAACAGAGGAUCAGAUUCAGAUGAUUCUGGGUGUGUUGAUGAGACAUCCCAUCAAUCAGUGUUGUCCUUUUCCAUGUUAAGAACACUUAUCUGGCAAAUCCUGACCAAUCGGGACUUCCAGCUAUUUGUGCUCAUGAACUUCUUCCAGGUUUUCAUGCUGUCUUUCUUUAACAACUUCACCAUGAUAUUUGCUGAGCACUUGAUUCCUCCAAAUGUGCUUCCAUCCUUGGCCAAGAGCAUCAUGUAUGGGGCAGGAUUCAUCUGUCCACAGUUGUUAGUGUUGAGCUGUCAGAGUCUGCUGCAUAGCCUUGGCUACUACAAGAUUAUCCUCUACACCUUCUACACAGAAGCAGGAAUGGCAGCUGUCAUGCUAAUGCUUGGCCAUCAGCACUACUAUAUUUUGGCAUUUUUUCUCACCAUCAACAUGGUCUUAAUCCAAGCAGCCUUCAGUCUCUUUGGGCUGCCUUUGGCUGACAUCAUCGACAAAGACAUGCAGCAGUACAAGCGCAGUGCCCCUCUCUCCUCUAUGGUGUUUGGGACAAAUGCUCUCUUCACUAAGCCAGGUCAUUCUCUGGCUCCUAUGUUGGUGCUCAGUAUCGUCAAUCAGUUUGGUUAUGAAAAGCUGAAGGACCUACGACAGGAUGCAAAUUCAAGUGACUUAGAAAGCCUCCAUAGUGUGAUGUUCUACUUGGUGUGUGUGGUGCCAAUGUUUAUCGCUGGUGUACAAGUCCUGGCUUGGAAACCUUUCUCUAUCCGCCAAAGUCACACCGUCGAAGCAAAGUAUAUCGAUGGCUAGCUUCGGUGCACUCAACUCUCGGAGGCAGCUGAGCUGUUGUACAAUUCUUAACCUGGCAUUUGGGAACAUUCUUAAUUACUUUACAGGGACCAUGUUGAAAGUAAUGUUGUUGUAGAAUCCUGGGUUGUAAUGGUGUUUAUGAAUGUAUAAUGUUUUCAAACAGAUAAAGAAUCCUCUCUGUUGGGCUUAUGGACAUGUGUAUCACUAUCCAAAUGAAACAUAAAUGUACAUUUUGACAUGAGGGAAAACAAAAAUGGAGAAAUUAAAAUCUGUCAGGAUUGAUUUCCUCAUUGACAUA
This is a messenger RNA of Solea solea (common sole), 2036 nucleotides long. RefSeq names its product transmembrane protein 180-like. The record is from RefSeq and is a predicted model, not a curated record. The transcript has 7 exons. NCBI's taxonomy places the organism in Eukaryota, Metazoa, Chordata, Actinopteri, Pleuronectiformes, Soleidae. The coding region runs from base 311 to 1738 and encodes 475 amino acids.